This is a messenger RNA of Clunio marinus, 2343 nucleotides long. The record is from the annotation of a GenBank genome assembly. Lineage: Eukaryota; Metazoa; Arthropoda; Insecta; Diptera; Chironomidae.
UUGGUGGGUGAAGUCAUAUCUGCAAAGAAACGAAACGUUUCAUUUAAUUAUUUUUUUCAAAAAGAAAGAAGUGAAAAAAUAGAAAAAAUGUUGAGCAUUUCAAGAACUUUAAGAUAUUCAACUGGGAUCCAGAAAAAUGGGUACGCUAUGGCACUACGUAUGCUUUCGAUGUACAAUAUCAAUGACGACCUUUAUCUUUGUACUGACAAACCUCGAAAUAUUGAGAUUGAUAAAAAAUCUUUAAGAUUUAAACAGAAGAGGGAAAACACAAAGCCUCUUGUGCUUAUGAUAAGUUGGUUUUAUGGACAAAAACAUCAGAUUAAUAAAUACAGUCAAAUCUAUACCGAUCAAGGAAUGGAUGUUCUUGUUGGUCGGAUAUCUUUAGUACAAUUUUUGUUCAAUAUUAAAAGCGUUGAACGUUCUGGUCAAAAUAUUGUUAAUGUUUUGCACAACAACGAGCAUGACUAUAAGGAAAUAUUCAUACACACGUUUUCAGCUGGUGGUGGAAUGUACGGUCUUUGCCAGAAGAUGAUGAAAAAGAAUUUGCCAAAAUAUGGUAACAUUCCAAAUCGUGUAAUUGGACAAAUAUGGGAUUCUGUUGCCGCCCCUAGAAUGACAAUCGUGGCAAUCCCUUUCGCACUCUAUCCUAAUAAUACAUUCAUGCGGUCGAUAGUGACGGCACUUCUUUGGUGCCAUUUAAAAAUUUAUCGAGCUCUACAGCCACAUUAUAAUGAGCUUUGGGAAAAUUUUUGUGAUAAUUUAGCAAAAACUCCAACACUAAUAUUUGCAUCGAAAAUUGAUCCUAUUGGAACAAUAAAAUGUGCCGAAGAAGUAAUUGGAAGAUGGCGAGCAAAUGGUGUAGAUGUUACCUAUAAAUGCUUUGAAGAUUCCCCGCAUAUCAAGCAUAUGCAAAAAUAUCCUGAAGAAUAUAUGAAAUAUGUGCAUGAUCAUUGGAAAAAGCUGCUUAAUUUGCGUCAUUCAUUAUUACACACAAUGGGAAAUCAUAGUAGCAGUCACAAGAAAAAGUCGAGUGCCUCAUCGUCGCCUACAAAAACUCAAACCGACUCAAUCAGUCCAACAAAGUCACAAGGCAUGAUACGUUCACCAUCAGGAGCUGAUUUUCAAGAUAAAACGCAUACAAAAUUUGCACCAAUCGACGAAUUAGCAAAACUGCUUGCGAAGAAAAAUGAAUCAGAAGGAAGUGGAAGUGGAAUCACCGAUCAAAUCUUCACAAAAUAUGUUUUUCCAAAUCAUCCAGACCUAGGUAUGCGACUCUUCAGACAUUUUCACACACUCUCGCAUGCUAAGACACCUCAUCUGGGUGUGACCGCAUUUCGUCAACAAUGUGAAAGAUUUUUAUCAAUCUUGGACGACUCUAAAGUCAUUGAAACUUAUGUGCGCAUUUUUUGUGAUGUUUUUUACGAAGAGAAUGCGACAAAAGAAGGCGUAAAAAAUCUUCUUAAACUAUCAUUUAACAUAGCAAUGGCAAAUUAUUUAGGUGAAGCCCAUACAUGCCCUUAUCUCGACACAACAUUGGAUGCCGUCAUUGGAACUUGUUUCUUUCAAGAACCUUUAUCGGUUGGUUUCAUCUCUCGUUGGCUUGAAGAAAAUUGCCCACGAAUUGUCAUUCCUGUUCAUCGUUACAGCAUUCAUUUACUCACUACAAUUAAGAAAGACGAUGAUGAUUCUCAAUCGACAAGUGCCACUUCACCUUCUUCCGUCCUGCCAUCACAAGUAUUGUUGAGUAAGCUUGUUGCUGCAGUUCCAUCACAUUGGACAUUGCUUUAUGACACUCGUCUGCAUGGUGUUGGUGCUAAUCGUUUUCUCCAUCAUGUGCUUGGAUAUCGAGGACCAACACUUGUCGUCAUUAGCUGCCGUAGCACGAAAGAUAAUUCAGACAAAAUUUACUGCGUCGCUGCACCAAACGAAUGGAAAGAAACUCACUUGUACACUGGUGGUGAAGACAGUUGUUUAGUUCAAUUGUCUCCUAAGUUCUCCGUCAUGGAGAAAGGUCAGAAGAUUCUCUAUUUGAACACUCAUAUUCGUGGCUAUCCUAAAGGCUUCAGAGUAGCUGUUGAUCCAAGAAAUCCCAUCAUUUCUGUUAACGAAGAUUUUGAGAGAGUUGACAUUCAUUCGAUCACACAUAAUUUACUGAAUAUUGAAGUGUGGGGUUGUGGCGAUAAAACGUCUCGUGACGUUCAACUGGACAUUAAAAAAUGGCAAAUCAAAGAAGCUGAAAGACAACGAACAGUUAAACUCACCUCAGCUGAAUGGAUUGAAAAUCCUGACAGAUAUUUACUGGAGUUAGGUGGAAGAACGCAAUACAAUGUUGAUAACAAGUAA